AUGGAUCCAGCCUUCCAGAAAGAACUCACCUGCUUCAUCUGCUUGAACUACCUUACAGACCCUGUCACCAUAGGCUGUGGGCACAACUUCUGUAGGCCCUGUCUCUGCCUUUCCUGGGAAAAAGCUGAAACGCCUGCCUGUUGCCCACUGUGCAGGCAAACAACAGAGCAGACAGCAUUCAAAACCAAUAUUCUUGUGAAGAAUCUGGUGUCCCUUGCCAGACAAGCCAGGCUCUGGCAAUUCCUGAGCUCUGAGGAACAGAUGUGUGGGACUCACAAAGAGACAAAGAAGAUGUUCUGUGAAGAGGGCAAGAACCUGCUCUGUUUGCUCUGCUCUAACUCUCAGGAGCACGAAGCUCACAGACACUGUUCCAUAGAAUGCGCUGUUGAGGAAUACCGGUAUUAUGUGUUUCUACUGUCAGAGAUUAUCAGGUCUGAGUAUCAGAAAUUGCAUCCGAAUCUCCUUGAGGAAGAAAAACAACAUUUAGAGGGACUGAAAAAUGAAGGCAAGAAGAUAUUUCAGCAACUGAAGAAAAGUGAAGCCACAAUGGUUCAAAAGGGGAGGCACCUGAGAGAAAUGUAUGAGGAGCUGAGGAAUAUGUGCCAUAAAUCAGAUGUGGAGUUGCUCCAGGAUUUGGGAGACAUAUUGACCAGGAGUGAGUCCGUGCAGCUGGACAUGCCCCAGCCUGUGAACCCAGCGCUCAGUGCUAGGCCCAUCACUGGCCUGAUAGACAGGUUCCGCCAGUUCCGAGUAUUCUCUUUUUCCACAGUGGAAAUUUCCUUCCGUUAUGAAAUAAGCAGUCAGAAUAUCAUGGUGUUUGAUGACGUGAGAAGUCUGAGGCUAAGACGUGACCUUCAAGAGGUGCCUUUUCCUUCUAGAAGAUCUCAGUACUUUGCUGCAUGGGGGGACCAGGCCUUCACCUCUGGAAAACACUACUGGGAGAUAGAUGUGGACGACUCUUGGGACUGGGCUGUAGGAGUCUGUAAGGAUACCUGGUUAAGGAAGAAUGGCUCACUGGUUGAAUCUGAGAACGUAUUUCUUCUUUUAUGUGUGAAGGAUGUUAAUCGUUACAAUCUCUUGACCACUUCCCCAGUGUUUCCUCAGUAUAUAGAGAAACCUCUGGGGCGAGUUGGUGUGUAUAUAGAUUUUGACAGUAGAAGUAUGAGUUUUGUUAAUGUUGCCAAAAGUUCCCUCAUAUGGAGAUACCCAGCCUGCUCCUUCAAUUACCCUCUCAGGCCUUUCUUUUGUACUGGCCACACAUGAUAGUGGUGAAUUCAGGAACCUGGAAACUCCAUAUCUGAGGGAGUCCUUCUCAGUUGAAGCUGAUCAAUAAUAUUUUAUUGUCUUUUAUUUUGUUCUUCUUUAAAGUAACAUUUUGUUGUUAUUAACUAUGAAAAAAAGUUGGAAAUGAAAACUUUCGCUAGU
Molecule: messenger RNA, 1425 nt
Organism: Loxodonta africana (African savanna elephant)
Lineage: Eukaryota; Metazoa; Chordata; Mammalia; Proboscidea; Elephantidae
Product: tripartite motif-containing protein 43-like
Exons: 5
Coding region: 1-1263 (420 amino acids)
Biological process (GO): protein ubiquitination; innate immune response; regulation of gene expression
Cellular component (GO): cytoplasm
Molecular function (GO): ubiquitin protein ligase activity; zinc ion binding; protein binding
Source: RefSeq, a predicted model, not a curated record